AUGGACCAAGAAGAGUUUUUGGGGUCUUUAGCAAAGCAGAAAUUAACAAUUCUUGAAUUCCAACAAAUAAUGACAAGUUUUGGUGAAAAUUCUGUUGCAUCUGAGCUGGAAUCAGUUCUAAAUGAAUUAGAUACAAUUAAUACCCAGCAUUUACGUUCGCUGGCAGCGUUAAAAGCAAUGCCACCUCCAGAAGCAGGAUCACAAGAAGCUACAGAAGAGCUUUUCCAACAAGCACUGGAAAAUAUACCAGAUAAAGAAGAAUCCGAUUCUGAUGAUGAUGAAGAAAAUGCUACUCAAUCCAACAAUGACAGUGCACUGGGAGAUAGAAGUUUUAUUCUCUCACAAGUUGAUUACAUUCCUGUUGAUCCAAUCACAAAGAAUAAAAUUUGUGAUCCUGCUAGGAACAGUGUUUGCAAUCAUGUAUAUGAGCAUGAUAUUAUCAUGGAUUAUCUGAAACAGUUUUACAGGAAGAGAUUGAAAAAGAAAGUUAAAUGUCCAUACAUUGGUUGUUCUAAUAAAAAUGUUAAAGCAGAACAUAUUAUUAGAGAUCCUGAGUUAAAAAAGAAGUUUGUUGCCAUGAUGAAUACUGAAGAAGUUAAUCCAAAUGACAGUGUUAUUUCUAUCUUAGAGGGUUAA
Molecule: messenger RNA, 636 nt
Organism: Dalotia coriaria
Lineage: Eukaryota; Metazoa; Arthropoda; Insecta; Coleoptera; Staphylinidae
Product: E3 SUMO-protein ligase NSE2-like
Exons: 1
Coding region: 1-636 (211 amino acids)
Biological process (GO): double-strand break repair via homologous recombination; protein sumoylation
Cellular component (GO): Smc5-Smc6 complex; nucleus
Molecular function (GO): SUMO ligase activity; zinc ion binding
Source: RefSeq, a predicted model, not a curated record